Molecule: messenger RNA, 2557 nt
Organism: Synchiropus splendidus (mandarinfish)
Lineage: Eukaryota; Metazoa; Chordata; Actinopteri; Syngnathiformes; Callionymidae
Gene: atf5b
Product: activating transcription factor 5b
Exons: 4
Coding region: 285-1826 (513 amino acids)
Biological process (GO): regulation of transcription by RNA polymerase II
Cellular component (GO): nucleus
Molecular function (GO): RNA polymerase II transcription regulatory region sequence-specific DNA binding; DNA-binding transcription activator activity, RNA polymerase II-specific
Source: RefSeq, a predicted model, not a curated record
GUUUGUUGUGAUCCGGUCCGGGGCAUCAGGAGUUAGAGAAGUAGCGGAUUGAAAACUUUGUGUCGUCAAGUGUUGUUGGUGGAAAUAGAAGAGUCCCUGUCUGACAAAAGACGGGAAAUAUGGCUUUGUAAACUCCACUCCGUCUUCGUCUGCGCGCUGUGAAGCUUCGAGUGCUUUGCUUCCGCAACACACUUUCCAGGACAAUCCAGAAACUAUGGGGUCUUUCGGUGUUUCCCGAAUUCUUUUAUUUAUCCAGCGCACCCUUUGUGCUUUUGAACAAUUCGAUGGCAGCAGACGACACGAUGGCGGCAUCGACCCGUUGCAAGAAAAUUCCUCCUAUUUCCACAGGCGGGCUCGCCGUUCCCCAUCUCCGACAGGCUAGCCGUAGCCAAUCACGGGCCGGCGUGGGGGCGGAGCCAGCGGUGAAGCAGCACUUAAUUGGUGAUGGUCACUCAGAUUGGAUGACGGAAAAAGUAGAUUUGUCCUCAUUUGUGUCUACGACCGAGUCCUCUCCAAGCUCAUCUUUACCGCCCUCCCCUUUAGAACAGGAUGUCAAGGUGCCGUCUGAUCUGGAGGUUAUGACCUCCUUACUGCAGGAGGAGCUGGCUCAGCUGGAGGACUACUUCCGCUCCGAGUCCACAUCCCAGAAUAACAAGUUGGAGAAAUCCUCAAAAUGUGACAAGGGCGCCCACCAAGCCAUGGGCUCCCAGUCUUACUACCAGUUACCCUAUGGCUCAUAUGGGACCAGCCAAUCAGAGACCAGCCCUGUGGUCGUUACCCUAGCAACAGGGGAGCUGGACCUGUCCAGCUUCUGCGGGAGUCCCAUCGGGCGAGCCAAAAUUGCCCGCCCUGCUCCGUACAACUAUCACCACCAUCACCACCGCUACCACCACCACAACAACGGGCGACGUCUCAUCAGCGAAACAGUGAAAGUUGGAGAGGAACUGGGUCUGGAUACGUGGGGCUCCAGAGGAAGUUACUCAGGAAGCACAGAGCUGUCAGUGAACCACUACUCCACCCUGAAGACGGUCAGCAAGGGCAGCAUCAGCAGUGUGAAGAAGGUGAGAGAAUGUGCGUUGUCGCUGAAGGAAGAGGAAAGUUACUGUUUUUCCGAGGGAAUGUUCUGCAGCGAAGAGAUCGCUCGGGGUUUCUGCCUCGGUGGCUCGUACGAUGGCCACCACAAGCGCGAGGGACAGUUGAUGCACAACGUGAAGGUUAAUGUAAGUUAUGACAGCACCGGGCUGGAGGUCCUGCACUGCAGCAAAGAUGGAGGAAGUAUUCCCCCAGAGACAAUGGUUGGUGGGGACGGCUACUACCACCAGUCCAUGGGCAGCUCAGAGCCGUACCAUAGCUUUAUAGGAGACCUGGAGCAGCCGCACACACAAGCACACGCUGUCGAGCCCCAACACGGCCACUACCUCUAUCCAGAAUGCCUUGCGGACCAAAGCUACGAAUGUCUGUCCAGAGGAGAGAGUGAGGGGUCGUUGCUGGGUGCCUCCAUCCACCGCCCCACCCAGAGGCUAAAGGAUGAGCCCUGCGGCGUGAAGCCUGCUCUGGUGAUGGGCGCCGUCUCUCUGGAUGUCAACAACGGUGAGAGGAAGCAGAAGAAGAGAGACCAGAACAAGACGGCUGCUCACAGGUACAGACUGCGCAAGAGGGCAGAGCUGGACUCACUGGAAGAGGAGCUACACGGCCUUGAGGGUCAGAACCGGGAGCUUCGUGACAAGGCAGAGUCAGUGGAGCGAGAAAUCCAGUACGUCAAAGAUUUACUCAUCGAGGUCUACAAGGCUCGAAGUCAGCGGCUCAAACAAGACGGCAGUGCCUAGAGGAACAGAGAAGGAUCACCCCUCCCCCACCCGACCAGCACCAGGAGAAACACAACAGGGUUUUGUCUCACAAAAAUGGUAGUUGCAUGAUUUUGGUAGUACUUUUGUAUUUAAGAUAAUAUAUCUAUAUAUCUAUAAAUAUAUUUAGUUGGAAGGAGAAGGGUGAGGAACUCCCACAGGCCUUAGCGAGGCAGCUUCAGGGGAGAUGCUGGACUUGUCCGUGACCACUGUGAUCUCGGCCACUCCCACCGAGCCUGCGAACAUUCAAAUAGAAGUAGUGACUCCCAUUUGCUUGUGGUUUUUGUGACACACACCCACAUUAAUGCGGAAUAUAAAUCUAUUUUUAUUUAAUUUUUUUUUUUUUUUACUCUACAACGUUUCAGUUGCUGAAAACAAUCAGAUGGUUCUAAUGGAACUGCAGUGAAGUGUGUUAACAUGCUCAUCUUGAGACAAUGUGUAUCGAUAAAACGCUCUGAAGGAACCAAAUGCAUGUCGAUUUUUGGAAAAAGCAUGUGCGAGUGUUAUUUGAGGGCAUUAUUCCUUUAACUGCAUGGCUUCGAGAUCACCUCACCUCCUGAGUUUCUUCUCCUCUGAUUCAGGUUUUUGCUUCUCUGAUCCGAGACACACAGACACGUUUGUUUUUCUUCAACUCGGCUGUAUUUCUGCGAACAAACAAUCACAUGUUGACGCAACAAUAAAAAGUUUGGUGACCACUUCAUGAGGAUGUUGUC